AUGGCGAAUCAGCCCACAGUUCAUUAUACAGUUGACCCUUCUACCAACCCGGGUUCAUGGCCUCCACCUGCUCCAGAACUUAGCAAUGUCAAUAUCAAUAGAGUCGAUGUCAUUUUCAUCAACAUCAACGGCGACUCUAACUUUCGGAUUGUUCGAACGGGCACCAACGAACAUGUUCACCAUGCGGUCAUGCAGGUGACAAAGCACAUAGCUCGGGGCCUCUACCGAAUUGUCAGCAUGAAUGUCAGUGACUACUCGUGCGUGGUGGUCAUGUCAACUGAGAAAUCGAGAGACGAGCUUAUGUGGAAGAAUGGGUUCCCUUGGGACAGGGAGAAUGAUCCCCAGCCAGAGGUUGUUCUACAGUAG
Molecule: messenger RNA, 366 nt
Organism: Fusarium keratoplasticum
Lineage: Eukaryota; Fungi; Ascomycota; Sordariomycetes; Hypocreales; Nectriaceae
Exons: 1
Coding region: 1-366 (121 amino acids)
Source: RefSeq, a predicted model, not a curated record